AUGCCUCCAACCAAAAGAAAGGCCACCAACGCCCUUGAUCCAACGGAGCGCAAAAGAGCCCAAAACCGUAUCUCGCAACAGUGUCUGCGCGAGAAGAACAUCACAUACAUUCGCAACCUGGAGGAGACGAUUGAGCUGCUGCAGAAAGUGGCUACUGGCUCGGAUCCUCAAGAUCGGUACUCUGUUCUGCUUGAUGCGCAUCUUAAGUUGAUAGCUGAGAAUCGAAAGCUGGAGGAUGCUCUGUUGAGGCUGCGUAAGAAGUUACUCAGUUUCGGUCAAGCUGCUACUGCGGCGGCUGAUGAUGAGGUCUUUGACUCUAUAUUUCGGAGGAGAGAUGCUGAAAACCCCGAAGCACAGCAAUCUGCGCAGAGGACGGAAGGGGUGAAUCACGAAUCACCUCCUGCUCUUAAUCCCUCGAUCAACAAUCAACCUUUUCAGGACAUACCAGAGCAAGCCGACCAGACAGAUAUAUUCAAGGACGCAUCGUUCCUCUUAGAUCUAUCCAUGGCAGGUCAAGAGCACGAGGCAUUAACUCCGAGCACAAUGCAACCUGGAGAUACCUUCUUAGAUCCAGCCAUGUCGUCUCUAUCACCAAGAUCGCUUUUGUUCGUCCCAAAUCAGCUCAGUAUCACGUCAAUGUCUAUCUUUGGCUCUAGAUUGCUUGGUGCUUGUCGCCGACAUCUGGAUAACCUGCACGAAUCCGGAAGUAGUGCAGAUAUGGUUGACAAGAUCAUCAAGACUGCUGUGCGCUUCUCUAUGCGCUGCGCAGGACUCGAAUCGUAUGCCUAUGGAGUGAACGGGGCUAAAUAUAUCGAAAGAGUCAUCAGUUGGCGUCUUGGAAUCGAGUCCAAGAAUUCCGUUCCGCUUCCAUUCCGACCAACACCACUGCAAUCCAAGAACCCCACGCACUUCUGGGGAAUUGACUUAUUCAACUGGCCCGAGAUCAGAGACCAACUCGUCCUCGAAGCAGAAACCACCGAUUUCGACGAACUCCUCAAAGAUCUAGUUUUACACUCAGUCAUCGAACCCGCUAAUCACAGCGUCGCAGUCAACGUCCUCGACAUCUUCGAAAACCAAGUCCUGCGCCGCCGUCAACAUCAAAAAGUCCCAUCCAGAAGUUACUUCACCGAUCCAUCAUGGACACUAUUCCAGAUCGGCCCCGAGGUUGGAGAAUGGUACUCCUCCGAGCACGAUAUAGUCGAAGAAGCUAUCUUUCUGGAGCUAGAUCGUCAGAUAAACGCGGCGCCGAGUCCAGAUGAUGAUCCAGUGGAGGAGAGUCGUGCAAACGACGUAGCCAAGUUUUUGGGCCUGGAUGACUUUUAUCAUGCCGAGCGUCGCCCCGCCCAACGACCAAAAGCAGUCAAAGGCACCCAGGUUAGCAUCUUGAGUCUAGUUGGCCUUACUUGCGCAUCGUGUGUAUCCGAUGUUGAAGACAUAAUCGGGUCGAUCCCUGGAGUUUUGAAGGCUACUGUUUCACUUGGACUACUUCGAGCGCAAGUAGAAUUCAACUGUGAUGUUGUGAGAGAAGAGGACAUUAUUGAGGCCAUCUGCUCUGCUGGCUACGAAGCCCAAUCACUGCCUUCAUCUGACUCUCAGAGCUGGACUAGUCUGUUAUCUAUGAUCAAAGAGCCCUCGAAUUUCCAGAAAGACCAUGUUAGCUCAUGUCAACGGGACUUUCUCGUGGCGACUACGGCUUCAGUCCUUUUCUUUGCGUCACGCGGCAUCAACACCUUAUGGGCGACACAAAACAAUUACAUAAACCUAGUUACGUAUUUUGCUGUUGCGAUGAUCUUACUAGCUGGAUCAAAACUCCAUCUCGAGGCCUUCCGCUCUGCAUGGCAUGGAAGAAGACCAAAUAUGACAACUCUUGCAUCACUUGGUAUCAUGCUGGCUCUUGUGCAAGCUGCGUCUGAUUCUCUAGAAACUGCCAUAAAUGGAUAUCAUCGCAUGGGCUUGAAGUCCCUAGAGGCGAUCCCGAUUCUCUCUACGAGCGUCCUUGGUGGCCGUUUACUCAAGACCAUCCUCUCCCAGCGUAACCGGGUUUUCGCAUCCCCGCUCUCAAGUCUGGUACCUGCCAUGGCCAUGGUUUACAAGAAAACAAAUGAACAUGCCUCUAUUCCCAUCGAUCUAUUGUCUCCCGGUGACACAGUUAUUGUGAAACAGGGAGAACACAUACCUUGUGAUGGAGUUAUCCAGAGCAUAGAGUCAGCUCUUGUCACAGAGACUUGGACCAACGGCUCUUUGGAGCCUAGAGUGGUUGAGCAUGGCGAUGCUGGCAACAGCCUGCGGGCGUUCUACUCGCCUAGGUCAACUACUAGCAUCCGUCGUGACGGCGGAACUGGCCAACUCAGAGCCCCAGCUUCAUCGUGCGACUUCAUGGUUCUCAAGCGCAGUUAUCCUGAUGGCAACAAGCAUACUCGCCUUUUAUUUGGUGUUCAAAAAUGGCGACUGGGCAGAUGGGUUGGGUCAGGCCUCAGCACUGCUACUAGCCGCUUGCCCGUGUUCCCUGAGCUUGAGCAUUCCGACUUAUUACGAAGCGCCGCGUCUGCUCAGACUAUUCUAUUUGACAAGACUGGCACUCUCACACAUGGAGAUCUUAAAGUCACGCAUGCCAGCUUCUCCGAGGAGUGGAGUUCAUCACAGAAGCAAGACAUACUGUGGAGGGCUGUGCAGGAAGUUGAAGCUGGGAACACUCAUCCGGUUGCCCGAGCACUCUUCCAAGCGAGUCACUCAAAGCUAGCAGAGAAAGUUGAGUGGUUAACUACAUUGAUGGUAUCCGAAAUCAAGCAUGAACUUGGUCGCGGCGCCCAAGCGGCUGUGACAGCCACUCAUCCCGGCUCGAGUUCCACCUCUUGGAAGUUGGCAAUCGGCAGCCGCGCAUACAUCGAGAGUCUAGGAGUUUCCGUCGACCUCAGUCAAACGCCUGUGAAGAUCAGAACCGGGAUCACAACCACUGUUGUGCUAGCCAUGGAUGGCAAGCAAGCUGCCGUCUUUGUACUUGAAGACAAAGUACGCCCUGAUGCUCGCAAAAUUGUACGACAACUCAAAGACCUCGGUCUAACUAUCGGAAUGAUCACGGGUGAUAACGCUGCUUCAGCUACCUCCGUCGCUCGCGAAAUAGGCAUUGAUUCAGACAUGGUAUUUGCCAAUGCCCUUCCCGAGGAAAAGUCUCGCAUCUUGGCACGAUUUCUCCAGAAAGGACCAGCUAUAUACGUGGGUGACAACUACAACGACAUUUUGUGCUUUGCAUCUGCAUCGUUUAGUAUAUGUGUCGCGGGCUCGGACAUGAAGUCUGUUGAAGAUGACUGUGCUGAUGCGACGUUGAUAUCGUCUGAGAGUCCCCCGCUCAGUCGCAUUCCGUUGACGAUACUUUUGGCACGGCGUAUGGGCGGUAUCGUGACCCAGAAUCAUUGCUGGGCUGUUAUUUAUAAUAUCUUAUCUGUGGCCUGGGUUCUAGGUAUAGGUGGCAUGAGGCCACCUUCUCCGUAA
Messenger RNA from Fusarium tjaetaba, 3489 nucleotides. RefSeq names its product P-type ATPase. The coding region runs from base 1 to 3489 and encodes 1162 amino acids. The transcript is spliced from 6 exons. The record is from RefSeq and is a predicted model, not a curated record. Gene Ontology annotation, cellular component: membrane. NCBI's taxonomy places the organism in Eukaryota, Fungi, Ascomycota, Sordariomycetes, Hypocreales, Nectriaceae. Gene Ontology annotation, biological process: regulation of DNA-templated transcription; copper ion homeostasis. Gene Ontology annotation, molecular function: DNA-binding transcription factor activity; copper ion binding; ATP hydrolysis activity.